Messenger RNA from Drosophila ananassae, 1031 nucleotides. Its product is annotated as glycoprotein-N-acetylgalactosamine 3-beta-galactosyltransferase 1. The coding region runs from base 30 to 980 and encodes 316 amino acids. Gene Ontology annotation, cellular component: membrane. NCBI's taxonomy places the organism in Eukaryota, Metazoa, Arthropoda, Insecta, Diptera, Drosophilidae. Gene Ontology annotation, molecular function: N-acetylgalactosaminide beta-1,3-galactosyltransferase activity. The transcript is spliced from 3 exons. The record is from RefSeq and is a predicted model, not a curated record.
UAAUAUUAGCAGUUCGUUUUAGCUUUUCAAUGACUUACAAUGCCCUGGCUCUGGUGACGGGUUUAAUUAUAGGAAUACGAUGGACGGAAUAUGGACAAUAUAGUUCUUCUAAACUUAUUGAAAAAACUCAACAAAAUAUAUUUUAUCCUCAAGACUUAUCAACGAGUCUUUUUAAUGAGACCCGAGUUUUGUGUUUGGUGUUGAAAGAUCCUUCCGAUUUUGGAAGAAAACAAGCCAAGGUGAGAGCUUCUUGGGGCAGGCAAUGCAAUAAACUUUUAUUUUUAAAUAAAAAGGACAAUGAUACCUUUUCUAUAGUCAAAAAAGGCAUGGGACAUGUCUUUGAGAAGUAUAUUAAUAAUUAUGAUUGGUUUUUAAGAGCAGAUACAAACACGUUUGUGAUCAUGGAGAAUUUGAGAAGGUUUUUAUACCAAUACGAUGCAGAAUCACCUCUUUACUUUGGCCAUCGUCUAAAGUCAGACUUUAAAGAGGGCUAUAUGUCCGGAGAUGCUGGUUAUGUUUUAAGCAAAGGUGCUUUACGACUUCUAAACUUGAUUGCUUUUCAAAAUAAUACAAUUUGUGGAUUAAAUUUAAACUCGUCAUUGAUGCCUGAGGACAAACAGAUUGCUCUGUGCCUCAAAAAUGUAAGAGUAAUUGCAGGAGAUUCCAGAGAUGAAAAAGGUCAAGAGAGAUUUUUGCCAAUGAUGCCCCAUUGGAUGGGACCUGGCUUUAAGCGAUGGAAAAAUUAUUCAAAAUCUGUUUACUUUAAGCCUGCGAGACGUGCGUGCUGCUCCAGUUCCCUGAUCACAUUUCACCCGGCCAAUGGAUAUGUCUUUGACCUCUGGGAGUUCUUCCUGCACCGCGUCAGGAUAUUUGGAUGCCCCCAGAUGGCCCCCCAAAAGUUGCCCCCACGCCUUAGCUUUGGAGAGAUGCAUGCCCAGCUGGGAUAUUGGUCCCAGGUCGUGUCCGAUAACCAUGGCUGACUUAAUGUAAUUGCUUCACCUUGAUAUAGUAUGAAUAAAUCAGGAACCAGA